This is a messenger RNA of Sabethes cyaneus, 489 nucleotides long. RefSeq lists its product as uncharacterized. The record is from RefSeq and is a predicted model, not a curated record. NCBI's taxonomy places the organism in Eukaryota, Metazoa, Arthropoda, Insecta, Diptera, Culicidae. Gene Ontology annotation, cellular component: ciliary base. The transcript has 3 exons. Bases 1 to 489 code for a protein of 162 amino acids.
AUGGCGGACAGUGCUGGAUCGAUGAAGGAAAUCGCAUCCGUCAAAGAGGACGCACCGCCGAAGCCGCCGGCCAUUGUUUCGUACGCGUUUCAAAAGGAGACCAUCAACAAGCAGAAUGCCUACAUUAAGGUGACGGAUCAUUUCAUGCCGAACGUCAAGCGGGUUCCGAUUGCGAUCAAGUUUUGGUCCAAGUACGAUUCGACGACGGCGGAGGCGCAGAGUAAGCUCGAGAACAUCGACAAGUACGUGCAGCUGCUGGAGAAGAACUUCGUGGAGGGCCCGAGGGAGAAGUACCGGGAACCGAAAACCGAAAAUCAGAGUUACGGAUGGCAUUCGGAACCAUUCUACCUGCUCGGACCGGAGGAAUGCCAUCUGCACUAUCACCCGAAGAAACGGCAGGAGAUUACCAUCAUCGGGGAGAAAAUAAACGCCGACAAGAUCACGCAAAGGCCACGCUUCACCGGAGUUCCGUUCAAACUUCCCAGUUGA